CCACUGAAGUUCCCAACUCAAAAUGAGAGCAAACAAAGAUAAAAAAACAAGAACAGCAACGACAAUGCGACCGUCGUCUCCGCCGAGAAGACGGACCCAAACCACCUCCACCACCACACCCUCUGCCUCUGUUCUGGAUAGUGAACUCCUGACUGCGGAAGAAACUACAACUUUCUUUAGAAACCUUCAAAUUUCAUCUCCAGAUUCGAGCGCAAAUCCUAGGAGUUUCCCGUACAGCGUGAAGCAACAGUGCUGGGAAAAGGCGGAGAAGGUCAGAGGACGAGACCCAGAUCGCUGGCGGAGAGACGCUCUCGGUAACAUUGUUUUUAGAAAGCUUGUGGGCUGUCCCGGUUGUUUGUGCCAUGAUUACGAUCAUAUUUUGCCUUACUCCAAGGGGGGGAAAAGCACGCUGGAAAAUUGUCAGGUUUUACAAGCAACAGUUAAUAGAUCAAAGGGAAAUCGAACUGAAUUAUCCAGAGCUGAGCUGAUUCAAAAAAGUUCUUAUUGCCGGGUUGCAGGUCGUGACAUGGAUCUUAUUGAACUGUCAGCCUAUGGCAAUGUUCGUCGUGGACAAGACACGGGAGGUUGUAGAAUUCAAUGACAAAUUUCAGCUGUAGUAACUUCUUUUAAAUAGAUUUAAGAUGGAAUUAGGAAAUUAAGGAAUUUUUGUGUAUUCAAUUGAUUAUAAUUGUGUGCGCACAACUUCUACAUCAAAUUAUAGCAAA
Pistacia vera is the source of this 725-nucleotide messenger RNA. RefSeq lists its product as uncharacterized. The transcript is spliced from 4 exons. Gene Ontology annotation, molecular function: zinc ion binding; endonuclease activity; nucleic acid binding. The record is from RefSeq and is a predicted model, not a curated record. NCBI's taxonomy places the organism in Eukaryota, Viridiplantae, Streptophyta, Magnoliopsida, Sapindales, Anacardiaceae. The coding region runs from base 23 to 601 and encodes 192 amino acids.